ACUCACCCUCACCCUCAAACCCAUGAACCCGCCGCCUCCACCACCAAAGUCCCUACCCUCCACACAGUCCAACCCUUAAAACGCUCCACCUCCUACCACCCCGCUCAAGACGACGAGCACAUCGCAUCUAGCAAGGCCAGCGAAUCCCGCGGCAGCGAUCACAUGGUGAAAGCCGCUCUGAUGGAGCUUCUAAACGAUGAUGGAGUCAGGGCCAAUGCGCGAGGAAGCAGAUCGGUCCAGAACCUGCUCAUGGAUACGGAGAAAGCGCUGAGGAAGCAGCGCAGGGAGUCGCUUUCUAGCCGCGCCUCGAUUUCGAUUCCGAAGUGA
Molecule: messenger RNA, 327 nt
Organism: Aspergillus ibericus CBS 121593
Lineage: Eukaryota; Fungi; Ascomycota; Eurotiomycetes; Eurotiales; Aspergillaceae
Exons: 1
Source: RefSeq, a predicted model, not a curated record